UUGAACGAUGAAAUUUACAUGAUAAACGGCGUUCAUGGUUGUGGCUUCCAUAUUGAGCCGAAGAAGUGGAUCGGGUUCAAUUUGAAGUCAAAGGCAUCCGAAACAAUUGAGGUUUGUUCUUGUCAUGCAGUCAGCGAUAUUGAAGUCAAUAUAAUUGUUUUGCAUACAAAUGAAGAAGCUCAACUCAUGUUGUAUGAUUAUUAUAUCACAGUGAGUUAG
Molecule: messenger RNA, 219 nt
Organism: Anisakis simplex (herring worm)
Lineage: Eukaryota; Metazoa; Nematoda; Chromadorea; Rhabditida; Anisakidae
Source: the annotation of a GenBank genome assembly